AUGGGGCUCCUUAAUCGAUUGUGGCACAACAAAGACGACAGCGACGACAUUAAUAUCCGCGUGAACUUAAAUCGCUGGGAAAGAAUCCGAGGUGGCCUCUCAGACUUAGGCACAAACAUCAAACCAUGGCUGCCCCCGGUCAACUACAUUACCGUUCAUUAUGCAUACUUUCUCAUCGUUGGACUUAUUUCAACCCUUAUUUUCUGGGGCGCAUCUCAUCCUGCUCUAAGCGUCGGGUUCUGGGAUAGCAUGUUUAUGGCGUUUUCUGCCCUCACCUCGGCAGGUCUGAAUACUAUCAACAUAAGUGCAAUGUCUGGCGGUCAGCAGGCCAUCUUGGCGAUCCUCCUUAUGCUUGGGAAUCCAAUUAUGAUAUCGGUCUUCACGCUCGUCUUCCGUAUGUAUAUCUUUGAAAGGCGGUUCAAGGAUAUCGUACAAGCGGAAAGAGACCGGAAAAUGAAGGCGACGGGAGCAGUUGUUGGGAUGGCAGGGGCAAUGUUUGGCUUGCCAGUCAUGUCUACGUUUCGUUCCCGGGAUAAAACUGAGUCCAAAUCACGAAGGUUUCGAAAUGUCAUCACUCGCGAGCGAGAUGAGGCCAAUAUGACAGGAAUGGGCACCAAGAUUACGGAACCUCCAGAGACAAGCAAGUCGCCUCAGUCAAAGUCACCAACGCCAAGCGAGCUGGCCGAGAAAAAGGCACAGGUUGAUUUAGAGGCUGCGAAGAGCCCGUUCCUAGCUCCUCCAAAGGCCAGCUCUGCAGAUAUGCCUAUGAGUCCUGGUGGGCGGAGCAUCAAAUUCCUGGAUCCUAUUACUGAAGGCGAGCCCAGUCAAGCAACGGGACUUGGAGUCUCCAGUGUCUAUCAUCGUGGCAGCCCCCCGUUGUCUAAACAGAAAUCUGCAGUCAGCCAAGAGACCGGAAACGAGCGUUCUGCACGUUCGAAUCAGCAACAGUCCUUCAGCAUCGACACCUUUCUGAAACAGAACAAGGUCAAUGUCGGGCGAAAUGGCCAGUUUCACAAUCUGACAGCGGCGGAGCGCGAGUAUCUCGGCGGUGUCGAGUACCGCGCAAUCAAGCUCCUCAUCGCUACAGUGACGGUGUAUUUCUUUCUUUGGCAGCUCAUCGGUGCAAUCGCUCUUGGUGCCUGGAUUGCAGUCAACAACCCUUCAGCGGCUGCGGAGAAUGCACAAAACCCUUGGUGGACGGGUGUCUUCAUUGCUAUCUCUGCGUUUAACAACGGCGGUUUGACGCUUUUGGAUGCUGGUAUUGCGGCAUUUGAGAGCUCGUGGUUCCUCUUGGUCGUCACAGUCUUCCUCAUGUUGGCGGGAAGUGCGGCAUUCCCAGCUUUCCUGAGGUUGACACUCUGGUGCAUCGCUCAAGUGCUGAAAUAUGGUACGCCUGAGGGAGAUUACGCCGUUAUGAAGGAGACGCUUGAUUUCACGCUCAAGUAUCCACGCCGUGUGUACACCAUGCUGUUUCCCUCAAAACCCACCUGGUUGCUGGUGGCCAUGCUUGUUGUCCUUGUGGCGGCAGACUGGAUUGCACUUUUGGUCCUGAGUAUCGGGAACUCGGCUUUGGACACAAAUCCAGCGGGUGAACGGGUGUUUAAUAUGCUUUUUCAAUCAAUCUCGAUUUGGUCUGGAGGCUUCGCUAUCAUCAGCCCUGGUGCUGUAUACUUUGAUAUCCAACUGCUCUGGCUGGUUAUCAUGUACCUUGAGACAUAUCCUGGAACCAUUACAAUGCGAAACUCGAACGUCUAUGAGGAGCGGUCGCUCGGUAUUUACGCCGGAGAUGAUGCACCUAGUGAAGAGAAGCCGGACCCUGGGCAGGGAGAUUCUGCUCAGUUUGCUGCUCAGACACUGCUGGCUGUGCCAUCACAGCGCAACAACAUGCCAUUUUCGCCCACCUCAGCAUUUUCUCAGACAUCGAAUUUGUCCACACGAUCCAUCAAGAAACUCUCACAAGUUGGUCGGCGUGGGACUGCGUUUGUUGGCCGCCAGAUCCAGCGGCGUAUGACAGGCUUCCAAGGAGUCGGUGUUAGCGCACCGCGGAGGACAGGUCGAGUGAAUGGAGGUGCAUCAAAGAGCACUUUCUUUCACGUCACGCCCAAUCCCGCUUACUCCCCAUCGCCGUCCAACUCAUCGUCGGCAACGGUCACAUCCGUAUCCGCCAAGAACGAAGGAGAAGUCGACCUCGUUUCGCAGCACGUUAGAAGCCAGCUCUCUCACGACGUUUGGUGGAUGGCUCUCGCGAUGUUUCUAAUUGCAAUAAUUGAGACAAAACACAGCAUUACUGAUCCAGAGGUCUACAGCGUGUUCAAUAUCAUGUUCGAGGUUGUGAGUGGUUAUACAAAUAUAGGCCUAUCGCUCGGCCUGCCCAAUCAGGCUUAUAGUUUCAGUGGAGGUUUAUAUACGGGUAGUAAAGUUGUUAUGGUGCUGGUCAUGAUACGUGGGAGGCACCGUGGUCUGCCUGUGGCUCUGGAUCGUGCUGUCAGGCUGCCCAAGGAGCAAUUGGAUGAGGAAGAGGAGGAAGAUGCCGAGAUCAGAAGGGCUAUUAGUCGAGAUACUAGCGUCAGGAGUCGUGUGGGCGUCCUCUAG
This is a messenger RNA of Diaporthe amygdali, 2592 nucleotides long. RefSeq lists its product as uncharacterized. Bases 1 to 2592 code for a protein of 863 amino acids. The record is from RefSeq and is a predicted model, not a curated record. Gene Ontology annotation, cellular component: plasma membrane. Gene Ontology annotation, molecular function: high-affinity potassium ion transmembrane transporter activity. The transcript is spliced from 4 exons. Gene Ontology annotation, biological process: intracellular potassium ion homeostasis; potassium ion import across plasma membrane. NCBI's taxonomy places the organism in Eukaryota, Fungi, Ascomycota, Sordariomycetes, Diaporthales, Diaporthaceae.